This is a messenger RNA of Naumovozyma dairenensis CBS 421, 579 nucleotides long. RefSeq lists its product as uncharacterized. Gene Ontology annotation, molecular function: RNA polymerase II cis-regulatory region sequence-specific DNA binding; protein dimerization activity; DNA-binding transcription factor activity, RNA polymerase II-specific. The record is from RefSeq and is a predicted model, not a curated record. The coding region runs from base 1 to 579 and encodes 192 amino acids. Gene Ontology annotation, biological process: positive regulation of transcription by RNA polymerase II. Lineage: Eukaryota; Fungi; Ascomycota; Saccharomycetes; Saccharomycetales; Saccharomycetaceae. The transcript has a single exon.
AUGUCUGACACAAACUCAAAGACUCCUAUUGAAGAACCAUCCACUAAGGAAAGAAGGAAGAUUGAAAUCAAGUUCAUUGAAAAUAAAACAAGACGUCAUGUCACUUUCUCUAAGAGAAAACAUGGUAUAAUGAAAAAAGCAUUUGAAUUAUCUGUAUUGACAGGUACCCAAGUACUAUUAUUAGUCGUUUCAGAAACUGGAUUGGUUUACACUUUUAGUACACCGAAAUUUGAACCAAUAGUUACUCAACAAGAAGGUAGAAACUUGAUUCAAGCAUGUUUAAAUGUACCAGAUGAAGAAGAGGAGGAGGAGGAAGAUGAAGACCCAGAGAAUGAAGGCACGAAUGGAAUGGAUACAAGAUCGGGAAUAAUAUCGCCAGAUACAGAUAAUAUACAUCCUGACGCAAAUGUCACAUAUUCGAAUGAAGCUCCACAAGCCCAUUUGGAUCCUGAAACGUAUUCUGUACCAGCGAAUCAACAACCACAAUUCCACGAUAAUAGGUCAAAUGAUGUUAAUAAUCAGAAUACAUAUCGAUAUUACCAAGAAAGUCAACAACAUCACCAACAGCCACCGUUCUGA